Labeo rohita (rohu) is the source of this 1806-nucleotide messenger RNA. Its product is annotated as gastrula zinc finger protein XlCGF57.1. The record is from RefSeq and is a predicted model, not a curated record. Lineage: Eukaryota; Metazoa; Chordata; Actinopteri; Cypriniformes; Cyprinidae. Bases 1 to 1806 code for a protein of 601 amino acids. The transcript is spliced from 6 exons.
AUGUUGGGGAUGGUGAGAAAAGAUAAGCCUGAGCUUCCCUCUAAGCUUUUUGUGAUGAAGAACAGAAAGACAAGGUCACGGCCACCUAUAGGUGAUGUGAGCGUCUACAAUGCCUUUGUGUUUCGGAGUGAAAUAAACAAGGACUGGAACAGUGGAAAACUGAGUCAAAGGAGGAUUUUUCUGGAGCAGCUGGGAUACAAACUAGUGAAACCUCACAUAGCGAAAGAUGGGUUCUGGUUUACUCGUGUCCUCUUCACUCUCCUCUUUAACAAACCACAUUUUUCACAGCAGCAGAUCUCACUUCAGCUGAUUCUCCUCCAGAUAUUCCUGCUUGCUUCAAAACUUAGUCACGACUGUGAGGAUGAGAAUAUUACAGCCGUGUCUCCGACUUCGUGCCCACCUCAAGACUUUAACCAGCGUACACGACUCCAUCCUCCAGCCAGCGCCCAAGACAUCACUUCAAACGACCACGGACUUCCAGCCAAUCAGAAACCUUGGGGAACCCCUUUCUGCAACGACGUCAUCAAAGGGAAUCUCUUAACACAAAGGCAAGAUCUGAUGGAAGAGAACGAGGAGAGUGAAGAACUGAGUGAAGUGAUGGAGAAACAUCAUGACAAACCUGGAGAAAAACCUUUGAGUUGCUCAAAGACUAAAAAUACAUUUUUAAAGAAAAGAGCCAAGAAAUCUUUCACCUGCACUCAGUGUGGAAAGAGUUUUACAAACACACAACGCCUUGAUGUUCAUAUGAGAGUUCAUACUGGAGAGAAACCGUUCAGUUGUGAUCAGUGUGGGAAGAGCUUCAGGCAGUCAACACACCUUAGGGAGCACAUGAUGAUCCACACUGGAGAGAAACCAUUCAUGUGUGAUCAGUGUGAAAAGACAUUCUCAAACAAACAAAAUCUUAAGGUUCACAUGAGAAUUCAUACUGGAGAGAAGCCACAUGCAUGCCAUCAGUGUGGGAAGAGUUACACACAACCAACACACCUUAGGGAACACAUGAGGGUCCACACAGGAGAGAAACCAUUUAUGUGUGAUCAGUGUGAAAAGAGAUUCACAUACAAACAAAGUCUUGUGCAUCACAUGAGAGUUCACACUGGAGAGAAGUUAUUCAAAUGCGACCAAUGUGGAAAGAGUUUCACAUGUAAACAAAAUCGUGAUGUUCACAUGAGAGUUCACACUGGAGAGAAACUGUUCACAUGUGAUCAGUGUGGGAAGAGUUUCAGUGAUUCAGCAUACCUCAAAGUACAUGUGAGAAUCCACACAGGAGAGAAGCCGUUCACAUGUGAUCAGUGUGAAAAGAGAUUCUCAAACAAACAAUGUCUUGUGCUUCACAUGAGAGUUCAUACUGGAAAGAAGCAGUUUGCAUGUGACCAGUGUGACAAAACAUUUCGUGUGGCAUCACACCUGAAGACACACCAGACAGUUCAUACGAAGGAGAAACCACAUUCAUGUUCUGUAUGUGGAAAGAAUUUUUCACUGCUGCAAUAUUUAAAAGUACAUCAGAAAAUACAUACUGGUGUGAGAGAACAUAUGUGCUUUGAGUGUGGGAAAACUUUUAUUUCAACAAGCAGUUUAAAACUGCACCAAAGGAUCCACACUGAAGAGAAACCUUAUAAGUGUUCACACUGCGACAAGAGAUUCACUCAGUUAUCAAAUCAGAAAACACAUGAGAGGAUCCACAGCAGAGAGAAACCGCACACAUGUGAUCAGUGCGGAAAGAGUUUUGCUCUUAAAAGUUAUCUGAAGAUACACAGGAAGAUCCAUGCAGCAGAGAAACCAGAUCACCACAGUCUGAAAUCACAGUAA